Coffea eugenioides is the source of this 519-nucleotide messenger RNA. RefSeq names its product agamous-like MADS-box protein AGL80. Bases 1 to 519 code for a protein of 172 amino acids. Lineage: Eukaryota; Viridiplantae; Streptophyta; Magnoliopsida; Gentianales; Rubiaceae. Gene Ontology annotation, biological process: positive regulation of transcription by RNA polymerase II. The transcript has a single exon. Gene Ontology annotation, molecular function: RNA polymerase II cis-regulatory region sequence-specific DNA binding; DNA-binding transcription factor activity, RNA polymerase II-specific; protein dimerization activity. The record is from RefSeq and is a predicted model, not a curated record.
AUGGCAUGGAAGCUCACUCAAAAUAUAUUCAACAUGACUAGAAAGAAAAUUAGGCAUGUUGAAAUUCCUAGUGAGAUUACAAGAAAAUCCAUCCUCAAUAAAAGACGAGAGAGCUUGUUCAAAAAAGCUAAUGAGCUUUCAACAUUAUGCGAUGUGAAUGUUGCACUUAUUGUUCAGGAUCUUAAACAAAAUGAUGAAGUAUUAUGGCCAUCUCAUGAGGACGUUGAAGAAAAAGUAAGAAGAUUCAUCAACAUGCCUGAUUUUGAGAGGUAUUCAAAGUCCAAAACUCAAGCGAAUUAUUUAUCUGAUCUUGUCGAGAAUAAAUAUCAAAAUGUUGCAAAGUUUUCAAAAAAGAAUGAUCAAAGAGAGUCUGGGAAUUAUAUAUUUAAACUCUCAAAUCAAAGUAUUACAGCAGAAAAAUUUGACAUGAGGCAGACAAAUGGUUUGAUCAACUUGUUCUCUAUUGUUACCAAUAUGCUCGGGGAAAGGAAACAAGAAUUUGACAAGUUGAAGCAAUAA